AUGGUUUUGUGUACUGUAUUAGUCUUAUUUCGUUUAUUUUACACAUUAAUAAUGGGAGAAAACAAAGAACGUACGUUUAUUAUGGUCAAACCUGAUGGUGUCCAGCGUGGACUCGUUGGGAAAAUAAUUCAACGCUUUGAAGAAAAAGGUUUUAAGCUUGUAGCGAUGAAAAUGUUGUGGCCAACCGAGGAUUUGUUAAAGAAACAUUAUUCAGAUCUAGCAUCUAGACCAUUUUUUCCUGGUUUGGUUAAAUAUAUGAGUUCAGGUCCUGUAGUACCAAUGGUAUGGGAAGGAUUAAAUGCAGUAAAAACUGGUCGCGUUAUGUUGGGAGAAACAAAUCCAAAGGAUUCUGCACCAGGAACAAUUCGUGGUGACUUUUGUAUUCAAGUUGGACGCAAUAUUAUUCAUGGAUCUGACUCUGUUGAGUCUGCCAACAAAGAAAUCAAACUAUGGUUUGGAGAAGAGAAGGAAGUUAUUGACUGGGCAUCUUGCGCAGAAAAAUGGAUAUAUGAAUAAAAUAUGUAAAUAAAUACAGAAGUAUUUAUUGUAAUAUUUAAUCUGACACAUACGUUAAUUGGAUCAUGUAUAUUGUCAUUUAAAUACUAUCAAGGAUUCAUUGUAUGUAAAUUUGCUUUAAAAAUAAUAAAACACAUUCUUAUAUAAGAUUAAUAAUAACUGAGUAAUGAGAAACUUCAGUAAUGUAAGUUAUUCUAAUAUGAAUUGAUAUUGGUCAAAGGUUGUUACGUAAUAUUAUCAUUAUUAUAUCAUUAUAGAUUAAAUUUUUCUUACCGAACCGCAGGUAUUGUCGGCAAACCUGUGUUACGUUGCAGAUACAUGUUAGGCAAUUUUUUCACGAUCGUUUUUUAGGUAAUUUUGUGAGUGCACGCGACCCAAAAAUAAUUCCGAUCAGUACCAUACCACCGAAAAGAAUUAAGUUAUAAGUAACAUCUCGUGAAUCGAAUAAAUUAUUGAUAAUACUUUGUUUUUGUUAGAAUUUAUUAUUUCUUUAUGCAAAAUAUGUAUUACAAACAGGACAGCAAUGUUUUUAUUACUAAGCAACUAUUAAUGAAAUAAGACCA
Molecule: messenger RNA, 1079 nt
Organism: Eufriesea mexicana
Lineage: Eukaryota; Metazoa; Arthropoda; Insecta; Hymenoptera; Apidae
Gene: awd
Product: nucleoside diphosphate kinase
Exons: 3
Coding region: 1-516 (171 amino acids)
Biological process (GO): UTP biosynthetic process; CTP biosynthetic process; GTP biosynthetic process
Molecular function (GO): nucleoside diphosphate kinase activity
Source: RefSeq, a predicted model, not a curated record